AUGGUAUCCGUUAUUGACUCUCACAUCUUCAAGGAUAUCUUUGGUACUGCUGCUAUGCGUAAUCUUUGGUCUGAUGAGGCACGCAUUGCAUAUUAUUUGGAGUGGGAAGUUGCACUGGCCAAGGUCCAAGCAAAACUCAAUAUCAUUCCUCAGGAAGCUUGUGAUGAGAUUGUCGCCAAAGCCAAGCUCGAAAAUAUUAACUUCGACAAGCUCAAACAGGAGACUGAAUUGAUUGGUUAUCCUGUAUUGGGUGUUGUGCAACAGAUUGUCUCUCUCUGUCGUGACGGUCUUGGUGAAUGGUGCCAUUGGGGUGCCACCACUCAGGACGUCACUGACAGUGCCUCUGUUAUGGCUAUACGUGAUUCUCUUGAUAUCAUCGAAGCUGAUCUGGACCACAUUAUGGGCAGUGUAGCUCAGCUGGCUGAGGAUCACCGCUUGACACCCAUGGCUGGUCGUAGCAAUUUACAACAAGCUGUGCCCAUCAGCUUUGGCUUCAAGAUGGCCCGUUUCUUGGCUACUCUCCAGCGUCACAAGGAACGCAUAGGAGAGAUCCGCAAGCGUGCUUUGACUCUGGAGUUUGGAGGCGCUGCUGGUACUCUUGCCACCUUGGAUAAUAGCGUAGCAUUUAAGUGUCAGGCAGAACUGGCACGCGAAUUGGGUUUGGCUCAACCCGAGAUUGCGUGGCAUACGGAGCGUGAUCGUAUUGCUGAAGUAGGUGCUUUUCUCGCCAUACUCUGUGGUACUUUGUCCAAGAAUGCAACGGACAUCAAGUUGAUGAUGCAAACCGAAGUUGGAGAAGUGUCUGAACCUUACAUUCCUCAUCGUGGAUCCAGCUCCACCAUGCCAAACAAGUUCAAUCCGAUUAGUUGCGUAUACAUCCAUGCAUUGGCUGCCACUGUUCGUCAACAUUCGGCUGCUCUUAUGGACGCCAUGGUUGAAGAUCACGAGCGCUCGACUGGUCCCUGGGAGAUUGAAUGGAUCGUUCUGCCAGAAGUCUUCAUCCUUUCGGCUGGCGCAUUAAGCCAGACCAAGUCAAUGAUGGCUGGUCUACAGGCAAUCCGAAUCGUCUCGGAAAUCCUCUCGAAUACUCGUUAA
Messenger RNA from Rotaria sordida, 1095 nucleotides. NCBI's taxonomy places the organism in Eukaryota, Metazoa, Rotifera, Eurotatoria, Philodinida, Philodinidae. The record is from the annotation of a GenBank genome assembly.